This is a messenger RNA of Nipponia nippon (crested ibis), 2874 nucleotides long. The record is from RefSeq and is a predicted model, not a curated record. NCBI's taxonomy places the organism in Eukaryota, Metazoa, Chordata, Aves, Pelecaniformes, Threskiornithidae.
AUGUGUGGAAGGCUGAAUGGCUCCUCUGCUGCCGUUGGUGACAGGGAUGAUAAUUCUUCCGUACUUGAUGUUCUCCUGUGGCGGCCUAAAGUUGCGUUCAGAGGUGGCAGUCGCUGCUGGAGUAGCGCAGAAGCUGGCGGGAGGCUGACUGACGCAUUCAGUAGCGUAAUGACAGGCUCUGGCUCGCUAUAUGGUUGCUACAAAGCACAGAAUGAAGAGAAUGUAGAGCUACCUCAGACCUACAGUUCUUCCCUUUCGACAUCAGAGUACUCGGCACCUGUGGACGCUUCCCUUUUAUAUGCACCAUGGUCUACCUAUGGAGAUGAUGCUAAGCAGCCUGCUGCUUCUCAGAUUAAUAUGAAGUCCAGGAUUCAACCUGAAAGGAAUGAUUAUGGCAGUGAAACAGAUUUAUAUGGACUUGUGUCUAACAUCUUGGAAGAACAAGACAAAUCGCAGCCAUAUUGUGCCGAGGGGAGCUGCCCUUCCAGCUUGAAGUCAGCAUGGCCCAUGAAUGCAACCAGAAUCGCAGACCACCAAGACCUGUUGCCAGAAACGAAAAGACCAGUUCUUGCAGCUGUCUCACAACAGGGUUUUUAUAGUAGCGAAUCCGUAUCUGCUGCCGAAAAACAGUACUUGCAAAGCGGUAAUCUGGCAUCCCAGCAAAAAGCAGAUGAAUGUUAUCGCGGGUUUACUGGCAUAGACCUUGAAGAGCAGUGUUUGUACCCUUCUAGGAACGAUCAUGCCAGCUGUUGCAACAUGCAGGCUAAUGAGAAUAUUAAGACAACACCCGUGUAUCAGAACUAUCCGUACAUGAAAAACACCUUUACAUCCCAAGUUGGGUAUUCGGAAGUAGUCAAAGACUCGGGAGCCGAUGCUUAUUCUUACGGAAGGGAGAAGGUGUGUCCCAAAGGAGCAGAUGCACAGUCGCACCAAAAGCGGGCAGAAACGUUUCUUUCUCAGUUUCACAGAUAUAAUGAAAACGCAGAUUACAGUAGAUACACUGAAUAUUCUCAUGCUAGUAAAGCAAAGCCUAACAAGAGCACCAACUGUAGCCUCCCAGAAAAUAAAAAGUUAGUAAAUGGAACCAUUGAGGUGCCAUCUCUGGACACAGAACCCUAUACUAAAUUAUUUCAAGUUAAAUCAGGCACUCAGAAAAAAAUAGAAGAUACAAUUUCAGAUCAGCAAAACUUUACAUUUCCCAAGGCUGUAGGACUUCUGUCAGAAAAACAAUUUGCAAAUGAAGCUUCAUUCUGCACUGAUUUGGGGCAAAAAUUUGAAUAUGGGCUAAAAUCUUUUGCAGCUUGUCCAGGGAAUAAUGACUGUGCAAAUGGCGUAGAACAGCAGCAGUUUUCCAAGUCUGAUCUUCAGAAUUCGGAGUACUGUAAAUCACUCCCAUUAUUACCAAACUCAGCAAACCCUUCAGCAGGUGCUAAUGUAAGGUCAGCGUGGAUGAACAUUCCAGCUAAACCCGCUGCUUCCGUCCCAUUUCAGAAUCCAAAUCCUUUGUUGAAACUGAAUAAUCAUUUACCUGCUUUUCCAAAAAGUUCCAGUCAUUCUAAUGACUUUUUUCAGUUAUCAUCUUCAAAUUUCCCUUUAAACAGUAAUUUAUUUCACAAGUACUGUCAAGAUAAUCCUUCAUUUUUUUCAAGUCUUGAUUUUGGUUAUAACGCUGCAGAACGAGCUCGGUCUGCUGCUUGCAUGGAAGCGCUAGUUAGGAGUGGAGAAGAGAAUCUCAUUGAGUAUUUAAGUGAAAAGAAAUUAAAGCAGCCAAACGGAUUCUGUGACUAUUAUGCAGCUCAGCAGUUUGGGAUCAUUGAAAAUAUGAACAAACACCGGUUCCAGUUGAAGCCACAGAGUGAGCAUUAUGAUCCGGAAGGACAAAAACACGGCGAUGGGUUGUUGCAGAACAUGUACCAAGAUUUCAUGGAGUCUCAGGGUCAGUUUAAUCUCGGGCAGGGGAGCGGAGACAGUAGCGCUGUCAAUCCGGUGACUUGCCUGCAGGCUCCAAGCUUUUCCAGCAGUUGCAUGAUGGGUGACUUUAGGCGUAAGCAGCAGCUGGGUUCAAGCGCGUUCCCCUUGAGAUCGGCUCGCCUGUUUGGCCGUUCCGUUGUCCCUCUGAUGGAGUCCCACGACUUGUUCUCCCGCGAUGAUUUAAAAAGUUUCUACCCUUAUUUUAACGAUAAGAUGUACGGUGACGGUUCUUUUUCUGGUUUUGUACCAGCAUUUGGAUUUCAAAGGCAAGUUAAAACCCGUAGCGGGCCUGCCAGUGAACUUCAUGUUAGACUAGAAGAAUGUUACGAACAGUGGAGAGCUUUGGAGAAAGAAAGAAAGAAGACUGAAUCAGCUCUUGCUAAGAAUUUCCAAGGGAAAAAGGUUUCCAGUGCUAACAACACUCCGAUUCCAAGGCUGACAUCAAACCCGUCAAGAGUUGAUCGCUUAAUUGUGGAUCAGCUACGUGAACGAGCCAGAGUUGUGACUUUACUGGGAAAAAUGGAGCGCCUUCGCAGUUCUCCCCUUCAUGCUAACAUUUCUACUGCUCUUGAUAAACAUCUGGAGGUAAUUCAUGUAGUGCAGUCACGUAGAAAAGAUGAAAUUGUAAAUGCUUCAAAUCGACAGAGGCAAGGAGCUCCCAGAUGCCAAGAUGACAGAGAUGUGUUUGCUCUUGCUUUGGCAAUUAAAGAGAUGAGCGUAGCAACACGUAAAGCACGUACAAUUCUCUGGUGCGCGUUCCAGAUGACCCUACCGAAAUCUUCAGCUGGAAAACCGGAUCCAGAGAAAGCUGUUCGGGAGGCGGUGCAGCCUGAAGAAAAGGUGUGCGAAACUGUGACCAGCUGCAGCAUCCUAAACCAGAGGGCCGAAGUAAGCAAGCACUAA